GCUGUAGCUAGGGGGAGACAGCGGCAGUUGCAGGCCCAUACACACAUCACACAGAGAGGCUGGGACAGGAAGAGGUAGUGCUGGCUGAGCUUCACUGUCUGGCUCCAGGGGUGCAAGUGAUCUGGAGGGGCACAGUAUGGCCACAAAGGCUAAAGUUUUGUAUGAUUUUGUUGCUGAACCUGGAAAUAAUGAGCUAACUGUGAAAGAAGGGGAAGUGAUCACAAUUACCAAUAAGGAUGUUGGUGGAGGAUGGAUAGAAGCAACAAAUAACCAAGGUGAAAGGGGGCUGGUACCAACAGAUUAUGUUGAGUUACAGUCAGAUGGAGCUCCUUCCACUAAUUCAGCUGUAGAUUUGGCCUUUUUUGAUUCCCUUUCUGGAAGUACGUCUCAGAAUGCUUCAACCAAUAAUGGAGAACAGACACAAGCUACAAAUGACCCCUGGUCAAGCUGGAAUCCACCUAAGCCUUCUGCAACCAACAAUUCGGGUGAUCCCUGGGGUGCAAAUCAGAAAAAUUCUUCAUCGGACCACUGGGAUUCUGCAUUUGGUCAUCCACAGGCUUAUCAGGGUCCAGGAGCUGUUGAUGAUGACGAGUGGGACGAUGAUUGGGAUGACCCUAAAUCCUCACCCCCUGGUUUCCUUGGCUACAAAGAUUCAGAGACCUCGGAUGCAGGAACAGCUCAGAGGGGAGCAGGAAAGCAAAGCUCAAUGAAGAUACCUCUUAACAAAUUUCCUGGAUUUGGAAAGUCUGGAAUUGAACAGUAUCUGUUAUCUAAACAAACAACGAAAACCAAAGAAAAAAUUCCCAUUAUUAUAGGAGAUUAUGGGCCAAUGUGGGUCUACCCUACUGCAACAUACGACUGUGUUGUAGCUGAUCCACGUAAGGGAACCAAGAUGUAUGGUCUGAAAAGCUAUAUAGAAUAUCAGCUAACACCAACAAGCACAAAUCGGGCAGUGAACCACAGAUAUAAGCACUUUGACUGGCUGUAUGAGCGUCUCUUGGUGAAGUUUGGCUUAGCUAUUCCCAUUCCUUCUCUUCCAGACAAACAAGUCACAGGUCGUUUUGAAGAAGAAUUUAUCAAGAUGCGUAUGGAGAGGUUACAAGCUUGGAUGUCUCGCAUGUGCCGGCAUCCUCUUGUGUCAGAGAGUGAUGUUUUCCAGCAGUUUCUUAAUUUUCGAGAUGAGAAGGAGUGGAAGACCGGAAAAAGGAAAGCAGAGAAGGAUGAACUAGUUGGCAGUAUGAUUUUUACCACAAUCGAACCUGAAGCACCUGACUUGGAAUUUAUCGAAGUAGAACAGAAGUGUGAAGCAGUCAGCAGGUUCACCAAAUCAAUGGAUGAUGGUGUGAAGGAUUUACUUAAUGUAGGCCAGGAGCACUGGAAGCGAUGCACAGGACCAUUACCCAAGGAGUAUCAGAAGAUUGGGAAAGCAUUACAGAACUUGUCUCAAGUUUUCGGUACCAGUGGCUACCAAGGGGAAACUGAUUUAAACAACGCUAUAACAGAGGCUGGGAAAACAUAUGAAGCAAUAGCCAGCCUGGUGGAAGAGCAGCCGAAAAAAGAUCUUCAUUACCUGAUGGAAACCAAUCAUGAGUACAAGGGCUUUUUAAGCUGCUUUCCAGACAUUAUCUCUGCUCACAAGGCUGCCAUUGAAAAAGUGAAGGAAAGUGAUAAAUUGGUGGCUACCAGUAAAAUUACACAGCAGGAAAAGUUAAACAUGGUGAAGAGAGUGAGCACAAUGUCAUUUGCACUUCAAGCUGAGAUGAAUCAUUUUCACUCAAAUCGAAUUUAUGAUUAUAACAGCGUCAUUCGCCUGUACCUGGAACAGCAGAUUGAGUUUUAUGAAACAAUUGCUGAAAAGCUAAAACAAGCACUUGCCCGUUUUCCUGUCAUGUAAAUUAUCCGACAAUAAUCCAUUUUUGGAAGUGCCUUUCUAUGUGUUCUAUGUGCUGCCCACAGAAGGAUGAACUGGCAAAUAACUUUUCAAAUACAGAAGAUGUGUGUACAUUAAGUGAAAUGGUCACGUUAUAUUUUUCAUAAAAGAGCUUUUCCCAGUGCACUUAAAUAUAACAGUUUAUUAAAUGCAUGUCUGUUUAAUAUCCAAACAUUGUACAGAACAUCACGGCCUUCUGUUUUUCAGCCAAGUCUCUGCAAAAAGACAAACAUCCUAUACAGUUAUUAUGAGGAAUCUAUACUAGAAAGAGCCUCAGGUCCCUUUUGUACCAUCUUGCCGAAGACUACCAGGGCUGCCUGUUGAUUGGACCCUUAAUUCUCUUUCCGAAAUUUUUGAAAUUUGAAAAAUUGGAAUGCAUUCUACUUGCUAACACUAAGUGCAAUUAAGUAGAAAAAUGUAUGUAGUCACAGCGAAUAAUGAUUUCUAGUUGUGCUAUGUUCCUUGUACAAUCUACGUUAUACACACAAUUGUCUUGUUGCAACUGCAUUUUCCUUAUGUUUAAUUAACCUUUGUUGUGCAACUCAGGUAAAAAAAAAAAGUUUCUUUUUUAUUAAUAAACAAGGGAAACUUAUA
Molecule: messenger RNA, 2524 nt
Organism: Hyla sarda
Lineage: Eukaryota; Metazoa; Chordata; Amphibia; Anura; Hylidae
Gene: SNX9
Product: sorting nexin 9
Exons: 18
Coding region: 137-1894 (585 amino acids)
Biological process (GO): intracellular protein transport; plasma membrane tubulation; mitotic cytokinesis
Cellular component (GO): plasma membrane; cytoplasmic vesicle
Molecular function (GO): protein binding; phosphatidylinositol binding
Source: RefSeq, a predicted model, not a curated record